AUGGAUUCAGUCAGCUGGACCUCCAACACCAAACUCCCCAGCAGCAAAUCAGAAACCCCCUCUACCGGAUGCUUCACUUCCUGGGUAAUCUUCGACGAUGACCAGGAGAACAAGCAGCCCCGCCUCCACUGCCUGGAGCGGCCCUCCCACAUCCGAUUGGACAACCUCAGCCACUACCAGGACACCAACAGUAACCUGAUUGGUUCUCCUCCCCUACUUUGGAACCAAACCCAGAACAGCCGGCACCUGACGCCAGACAGAAACCCACCUAGAACCCUGCUGACCGACCCAAGAACCGCUCCUCUACUCUCCGGCAGCACUACACACUACACCAAGAAUAAUCCUUUCCUGUGUGAAGAGUUCAACAACAUCCAGCCGUCUCCCAUCAACCCCUUUACUUCCUACUUCGAUAGUAAACAGAAAGUGGCAUCACAGACGACCCAGAGUAACGGCUCCACCCACCACCGGGAGAGCCCUCCCUGUGCCUUCUCCUUUAGCUCUCCUUUCGUCCAGUCCCACAGCUCCCACAGCCAAGAGGCCAAACAAGACACCGUUCUCCUCUUCUACCCUGAGUUUGAGCGAGGAGGAGGAGAGACGAUCAGCCAUGUCACACCUACCUUAGACAGACGAGACCUGGAUAAGCUGAGAAACCUCCAGAUCUCAGACCCAGAUGAUCCAGGCAGCCCCACUCUGCCUGAUGACUCAGUGGAGGAGGCAGAGGAAGAUGGGAUGAAAGAAGAGGAUGAGAGUGUCCCCUACCUCCCAGAUCACAUGACCCCCCCAGGAGGGCUGGGCCAUGUUGCUCCGUAUACCAGAGAAGAAGAACAUCAUGUCGUCACGCCACUGGGGACGUGCGCGUCCGAACACCGCCUGCAGAACUACAAUGAAGCCGGCCGCGUCCACACCCUCAGUGUGGAACUGGUCCAAUACCCCGAGAAGAGGCGAAUCCAGCCAAAGUCGCCCGUCACCCACCAGCCAAUCUGCGAGCAGCUGGUGAAGCUGGGCACCACCUGUUACCAUGACUACCUGAGUUUUCUCCACGCGCUGUUGGAGGUGCUGAGGCGGUUGCCGGUGGUGACUGGCGGUGCGUUGCCAGGGACGAUGGGGUUGCCAGUAGGGGUGGGGCUGACUGAGGAGCAGGUGCAGGUGGAGGUGAGGGACGAGUUCUACGGGACGGUCGCCGCGGGAGAUGGGAGGAUUCUGAAGCAGCUGCUGGUGACACGUGUGCACGUGCUGGCGUUCCUUUCCGGGUCUGCGGGCUGUCGCCUUGGACUCAACGAUGUCCAGGUCAAAGGUAAGGAGGUGGUCUCUAGACAGGACAUCAUCCCCAACACCACCACUCGCUGGAUCCGCCUGCGGGACUGUCAGCUUCACGACCAACACGCAGACAAACUAGAGUUCCUGUCGUCACGCCAAAUCGUCUUCACACCACCGCCCUGCCGCCGCUUCCAGCUGUUCGCCUUCCGCACGGCUUUCGCCGAGAAGACCCUCCCCUUCACGCUGCGCACCAUCACCUCUGUCCGCGGCGCCGAGGUCACCCUGCAGUCCUGGCUGCUGAUGUCACAGGGCUUCUCGUCCAAUCGGGACAUGUUGAACCUCAUUCCGUGUGAGAAUGUGACGAUCCGCUACCCCAUCCCUGAGAUCUGGGCCAAGAACUUCCGUCGGGAUGGGGUGUUGGGGGAGAGGUCACCUGAAGGCCAGCUUCAACAAGGGCGGCAGCUUCGGCACGGCGAGUACUUCCGGGUCAGAGCCGGUGAUGAGGCGUUGGGUCACCCCCACACCUUCUUCUGUCGUCUGGAGCUGGGUUCGGACCGAGAGGUACCAGCCUCGCUGCAGAGCCACCUAGAGGUAGAGUUUGACAUGCCUGCCGCCGCCGCCUCCAAAGCCACCGUCCGCUCCCUCUCUGUAGAGGACAGGACCGACGUCAAGAAGUGGGUCAACUACAAGUCACACUACUCCUACCAGGUCUAUGUGAGAGCAGGGGGAGGGAGGAGGAGCAGGGAGGUGGAAGGGUGA
Coregonus clupeaformis (lake whitefish) is the source of this 2016-nucleotide messenger RNA. Its product is annotated as stonin-2-like. The coding region runs from base 1 to 2016 and encodes 671 amino acids. Gene Ontology annotation, cellular component: synaptic vesicle; AP-2 adaptor complex. Gene Ontology annotation, biological process: clathrin-dependent endocytosis; synaptic vesicle endocytosis; regulation of endocytosis. The record is from RefSeq and is a predicted model, not a curated record. The transcript is spliced from 6 exons. Lineage: Eukaryota; Metazoa; Chordata; Actinopteri; Salmoniformes; Salmonidae. Gene Ontology annotation, molecular function: clathrin-cargo adaptor activity.